Molecule: messenger RNA, 941 nt
Organism: Rhipicephalus microplus (southern cattle tick)
Lineage: Eukaryota; Metazoa; Arthropoda; Arachnida; Ixodida; Ixodidae
Source: RefSeq, a predicted model, not a curated record
CACUUUGAAUCACCGUGUGCGUGGUUCGCUCUCCGGCCUGGGAAACACCGCCCGCUGCAAGCGUGUCGCUAGCCCCCACGGGCCGACCGCCCGCUUUACGGGUCUCGUUAUAAAAAGCGGCUUUCCAACCCUGCCCGGCUACAAUCCGCUGCUCAGUUCUCCAGGCAGCUGACACCACCACCACCAUGAGCCGCCUGCUGCCCUACGCCGUCUUGUUGGCCCUUCUGGGUUUUGCCCUGGCUGCCCCGGCCGAGGAAGCGACGCCGGCCGCUAAGGCUCCCGCUGAAGAGGCGAAGCCCGCUUCGGACGGUGACAAGGCGGUAGAGGGACGCACAGGCUUCUACCCAGGCUACGGCGUGGGAGCCUACGGUUCUGCCUUCAACCGCGGUGGAAGCUUUGGCCUGGGAAGUUACGGAAAUUCUUACGGAAACGGUGGCUUUGGAUAUAACUACGGAGGAUCCAACCGUCGUGACUACGGCCAUGUGCAGACCUACGGAGAUCGCGAGACCUUCGGCAUUGCCCAGAAUGCCGGCGCCAACCGCCGCUACGGACAGGGCAGCUUCGGAAACGUCUACAAGAACCAGGCUUUCGGAGCAGGAGGCAACCGCUACGGCGUGGGGUACCAGGGCGGAUUCCUUGGCUAGCAAACCAAAGAAAUAACACGAAUGCAUUCAACUUUCAUCGCUUCACUCUCGCCUGUUUAUGCAUUGCUUAAAAAGCAGUGGAAUGACCAUAAUCAGAAAAAAUAGGAACCAUUUUGCUUGAUAGAUAAUAAAAAAAAACACGAAGCAUAGUAUACAUCACAACUGAAAAAAAAAAAGAACCAUCUAUGGACAUGACAAUGAAUAUUCCAAAGCGUUCAGUAAGAUCACAGCCUUCUUGUCCCAGAAAACAAAAAUGCCAUGGAUGAAUUCAAUAAAACACUAUUUAUUUUCAACAAA